Molecule: messenger RNA, 2271 nt
Organism: Talaromyces marneffei
Lineage: Eukaryota; Fungi; Ascomycota; Eurotiomycetes; Eurotiales; Trichocomaceae
Exons: 2
Coding region: 1-2271 (756 amino acids)
Molecular function (GO): DNA replication origin binding
Source: RefSeq, a predicted model, not a curated record
AUGGAAUCUGCAUUCAAGGCCUCAGUGCCACAGGCCUCUGACGCAAACAAUUCAAUCGUCAUCCAGCAGUUUGCGAGGUAUCCGCCUGCCUUUGAUACCCCAUUGCGCAGUGGCUCCCCAGGAAGUACAAGAAGCAGGCUUGCUGCUUCCCAAUCUCCGCCAUUACGACGUAAAGAGACUCCACGCAGCUUACAGUCGUCGCCCAGAGGUCCAUUAUCCGGCGGAGCGAUGCCACCAUCAGCACUACGCACAGGCAUGUCCAUGUCCCCUCCAAUGACCGACUUGGACUCUCGCCAAACCUUUCCGAGAGACUCCGAGGGGGAGGAUGCCGAGCAUCGCGUUCUACCUUCCCCGGAGGUCACGGAUGAAACGAUCGAUGACGCCUAUGUAGCAUUUAUAAUGUAUUGCAACCCAAAUGUGCCGGCCUCUGCGGAUUCCAGCGACUUGCGAAAGACUUUUCGCGCGCCCCCUCGCAGUGAUGGGAAGAACUUUAGCAUAUACGUUCUGUGGGAACUUAUUCGAAAGCUAGACCACAAGGAACUCAAAACCUGGAUCCAAUUAGCCAUUGAGCUGGGGGUUGAACCUCCAUCAAUUGAGAAGAAGCAAAGUACCCAAAAAGUGCAGCAGUAUGCUGUCCGAUUAAAGCGUUGGAUGCGUGCUAUGCACGUGGAUGCAUUUUUUGAAUAUCUCCUCGGACAUGAUCACGUCUACUAUAAACAGCUCCCUCUAUCGCAUGCUCCCGCUAGCGAGGACCGUGAUGGGGUUCCCUUGGAAGAAGAUCUAGCGUUGAGGGCAUUAGUGCCAGAAUGGAAACCAAAGAGAGGCAGAAAACGGGCUGAGGACAAGGACAAAGAAGACUCUCGCUUUCCAAAGCGGCCUCAACUGGACACAUCAAUGGCAAUCCUCGACAAUAAUGCAUUGGCUGCUCAUGCGGCAAAUUUCCCCCAAAGCGCCAUCCCUUUCAGUGCCUUCCCAGACGACAUGGAUGCGCCAACUGACCCAUGGGUUGCUGCUGCAUCAACCUUUGGUGCUGAUCAGAAUCCUGACGCCAUUUCUGGUCAGGAUCUACGGUGGCGACCUUUUGAAGGAGACGGGUCUCCUCCGGGAUUUCCCCGAUCAGCAUAUAUACCCAGAAACCACCAAAACGAACAGCCUUCAGUAGUCGAACCUCGUUCCGCCCUAACACCAUCUACCGGGGAAAAGUCACGCAGUCGAAGACGGCACGGUCCUGCUGUUUCUUCUGCAUGGCCGAAUACUUCGGGAUCGAUGACGGGUAAGAUACGCGGACGCCCGCCAAACCGUGGCUCUGCUCCCGGCGGUCCGUUUUCAUCCUUUCCAGUCAACCCAGUGCGCUCGAAUACCCCAGGUGAUGUUGCGAAUAUGCAAUCUUCACCCGCAGUUGGGUUGGAACAGGUGCCACUUGCACCACCACGCAACACGACAUCAAAUUCUGCUGGUCAACUGAAUACCAAACCCGAUAAAUUGCAGUUGCAUGUUCCGCAAAUCGAUGGCCGUCCUGUUCGAUUAGCUACUCCACCAACUGUAAUGCUCAAUGGCUCAAAUGAGGUUUCCAAUAACUUCAACCCGUUUCCAGGACGUCGUGACUCUGUUGCUACAUCUAACGAUCUUGACGACGUGGCAUCUGUACCAUCUGUGGCAACGGAGCGAGCAACGCAAGCCGGAAAAGUUUCUAUCCACGAUGUUACUCGUGCUGUCGCCCAGAAGAUUCUGCGUUCAAGAUUGAUCGGUCGACCUACGCCCAUGGACACAGAGGAAGCUCGUUCUCUAGCACAUGCAGCAGUUCACAGACUUGGAAAUAUAUAUGCCAUGCUACCGGUUGAUUCGGUUGCCAUGUUCUGUGCCUUAUAUUUCGGCGUCGCUCAAAAGUUGGGCAUAGCUCGGGCAUCUCCAGCAACACUCACUGUUCAAGUCUCACCAUCAGCCGCGAACGGUACUGAUUCCUUUGUAGUCUAUUCUAUCUUCAUAGAAGACGACCAGCCGGGACAGGGCUUUAGAUUCAACACCACUCUGAGUGGUCUUACGUUAUCUUCCAGUCGUACAGACAACACAUUCAGAAACAAUCUGGAAUCAACCGGACUUCAAACAGAUGAAGACGAAUUUGAAAACGACGACUUUGCUGGCGGGAGUUCAACGGAUGAAGGUAGCUGGAAACAGCGAUACAUGCGUCUACGGCAGCAGAUGCGUCGCAAAGAAGCUGCUGUACGUGAAUAUAAGAAGAAUAUUUUGCAAUCUGUCAUGGCAGAUCUCUAG